AUGUCUCUCCAUCCGUCACAAUGGUCUGUUGCCUGGGUGUCCGGCGCUGGCAGUGGAAUUGGUCGUGCGAUAGCAUUACAACUCUUCGCCGAUGGAUUUCGGAAGAUGUGCAUUGUGGAUGUGAAUGAAUCAAAUCUAAAGGCCACAGCCGAGAACAUUAAGUCCAAAUAUCCUGAUGCUGAAGUCAUUAGUGUACCAGUCAACAUCACCGAGGAUUCGGAGGUUCGAGUCUCCAUCGAUGCGACCGUGCAGCAAUUUGGCCGCUUGGACUGUUGUGUGAAUGCUGCAGGGAUCGCCGGCCCGUUUAGCAAGACCGACUCCCAAACCACCACAAGCCUUGACACAGUGCUAGGAGUGGACUUGCGUGGCCUGUGGCUCUGUGAGCGGGCGCAGCUAUGUCAGCUCAUGAAGCAAGAUCUCAGACCACUGAACACUCAGCCAGCCCAUCACACCAGAGGCGUGAUCAUUAAUAUUUCCUCUAUGCUCGGUACUGUUGGCAUGCCUCUGUCAAGUCCUUAUAAUAUGGCGAAACAUGGAGUAAUCGGAUUGACACGAACAGACGCGAUCGACUACGCAGAAGCAGGGAUUAGAGUCAUUGCCGUUUGCCCUGGCUUUUGCCGUAGCAAUCUUGUUGACGCUGCAACUUGGGAUGCUCUCGGUCCGGUCAUCCAACAGACUCCAAUGAAGCGAUUAGGUACGGUCGAGGAGAUUGCGUACUCGGUGUCCUUUCUCGCCAGCGAUCGGUCUAGCUACACUACUGGGAUCGCUUAUUGUAUCGAUGGAGGAUUUACCUCGGGCUAG
Messenger RNA from Cladophialophora bantiana CBS 173.52, 801 nucleotides. RefSeq lists its product as uncharacterized. Gene Ontology annotation, biological process: fatty acid biosynthetic process. The transcript is spliced from 5 exons. Gene Ontology annotation, molecular function: quinone binding; oxidoreductase activity, acting on the CH-OH group of donors, NAD or NADP as acceptor. Lineage: Eukaryota; Fungi; Ascomycota; Eurotiomycetes; Chaetothyriales; Herpotrichiellaceae. The record is from RefSeq and is a predicted model, not a curated record. Bases 1 to 801 code for a protein of 266 amino acids.